CUUCUUUGCUCUCUCCUCCCUCCCUCCCUAGUCCCUAGUCCCUCCUUUCCUAUCAUCUUCUUCCUCAGUUCUUCUCCUUGUCUGUAAUUAGCGGCAAAGUUGCAAUCAUUCUUAUCCAAAGGCAGGAGGUUUUUGUCAUUUAUUUCUAGACCGAAUUGUAUUUCGAAAAAAAAAUUCUAGACCAAAUUCGUGGGGGCGUCCCACCUGCCAUAUCUCCUUGUAGUGCCCAGGCACCUGCUGCUCCUGGAAGUAUUUCUUGCCUUCUUUCGCUCCGAACGGGUGGGUACUGCUGCUGCUUCUUCUUCCUCCUGUCUCCACCUGACCACCUCAACCUUCCUCCGACCUCCUCGCGCGGCUCUUUUGCUUCGCCUGUUCGGGGCGGUCUUGGCGCCCGCGGCGUCAAAAUUCGAUUUUUGUUGAGGUCUUCGGGACAAAGGUUGGUUUUUUGGUCGGGAUUAUUCGUGGCUACAGGAACCUGUGGCCUAUUUCUGCAUAGUGAUUUCGGUCUGUGCUGUGAGUUUGCUGUGAUUUCUCGCCGCUUCGCUGUGGGACGGAACAUUUUCGUUUCUUGCAAACACCAAAGUGGUGGAAACAGUUCUUCAGGAAGCAGAGAGCUGCUUGGUGGGGAGAUUUGGUUGGAAGGCUUGGUGCUUGCUCCAAUCUUUCUUUGAUGAAAGAAUUGAAUGCACUGAUGCUGGUGACGAGAUCCGAGUCUGAAUAUCGAGUGUGAGAUAGGAGUCUCAAUACGGUGUUCGUAGGACAAAAAUUUUCGUUCGAGGAACUGUCGCUGAGGGGAAAAGAGGUCGAUGGCGUCGCUGUCAGAAAGUGAGGUGACAAAUAGGGGGAGCAUGUGGGAACUAGAUCAAAACCUUGAUCAACCCAUGGAUGAGGAGGCAGGCAGGCUGAAGAAUAUGUACAGAGAGAAGAAGUUCUCAUCAGUUUUGUUAAUACGGCUGGCAUUUCAGAGCCUUGGGGUGGUCUUUGGUGACCUGGGCACAUCGCCUUUAUAUGUGUUCUAUAAUAUCUUUCCUCGUGGAGUAGAUGACGAUGAGGAUGUUAUUGGAGCUCUUUCCUUGAUUAUUUACACCCUCACUCUCAUUCCUCUUCUGAAGUAUGUUUUUGUUGUCUUGAGGGCAAAUGACAACGGUCAAGGUGGUACAUUUGCUCUUUAUUCCCUAUUAUGCCGUCAUGCAAAGAUCAACACCAUUCCUAAUCAACACAGGACUGAUGAGGAAUUGACGACAUAUAGUCGGCAGACCUACGAGGAGAAUUCAGUUGCAGCAAAAAUAAAGAGAUGGCUAGAGGCACAUGCAUAUAAGAGAAACAUUCUUCUUAUUCUUGUUCUCAUUGGUACUUGUACAGCAAUUGGAGAUGGAAUCCUUACUCCUGCUAUAUCUGUUCUUUCUGCAUCAGGUGGCAUAAAAGUUCAGAAUCAGAACAUGAGUACUGAUGUUGUUGUGCUUGUUGCAGUGGUCAUCUUGAUUGGGUUAUUUAGCAUGCAGCACUAUGGCACAGAUAAAGUGGGAUGGCUCUUUGCACCGAUAGUUCUUCUCUGGUUCAUCCUAAUCGGAAGUGUCGGAGCUGUGAACAUACACAAGUAUAAUAACUCCGUGUUAAAAGCAUACAACCCAGUAUAUGUAUACCGGUUUUUCAGACGGAGAUGGAACUCUGACAUAUGGACCUCUCUGGGAGGAGUCAUGCUUAGCAUCACAGGAACUGAAGCAUUAUUUGCUGAUCUCUGCCACUUUCCUGUAUUGGCAAUUCAGAUUGCUUUCACCUUGAUUGUGUUCCCAUGCCUUCUACUGGCAUACACAGGGCAGGCUGCCUACAUUAUUUCCCACAAACAACAUGUGGCCGACGCCUUUUAUCUGUCCAUUCCAGAUGCCAUAUACUGGCCAGCCUUUGUCAUAGCAACUGCUGCAGCAAUCGUUGCAAGCCAAGCCACCAUAUCUGCAACCUACUCAAUAAUAAAGCAAGCUCUUGCACUAGGCUGUUUUCCCCGCGUGAAGAUAGUCCACACCUCGAAGAAAUUCCUUGGGCAGAUUUACAUCCCUGACAUCAAUUGGGUCCUUCUGGUUCUUUGCAUUGCUGUCACUGCCGGAUUCAAGAACCAAAGCCAGAUAGGAAACGCAUAUGGCACCGCCGUGGUUAUAGUUAUGCUAGUUACAACAUUCCUCAUGGUGCCGAUAAUGCUGCUGGUGUGGAAGAGCCACUGGGUCCUGGUCAUCACCUUCAUCGUGCUCUCGCUCAUGGUGGAGGUCCCCUACUUCGUGGCCUGCAUACUCAAGAUCGACCAGGGCGGCUGGGUCCCGCUCGUCAUCGCGACGGCCUUCUUCCUCAUCAUGUACGUGUGGCACUUCUGCACCGUGAAGCGUUACGAGUUCGAGAUGCACAGCAAGGUGUCCAUGGCCUGGAUCCUUGGCCUCGGUCCGAGCCUCGGCCUGGUCAGGGUCCCGGGGAUAGGCUUCGUGUACACGGAGCUGGCCAGCGGCGUCCCCCACAUCUUCUCCCACUUCAUCACCAACCUGCCUGCGAUCCACUCGGUGGUUGUCUUCGUCUGCGUCAAGUACCUGCCGGUGUACACGGUGCCGACGGAGGAGAGGUUCCUGGUGAGGAGGAUCGGGCCCAAGAGCUACCACAUGUUCCGGUGCGUGGCGAGGUACGGGUACAAGGACCUGCACAAGAGGGACGAGGACUUCGAGAAGAUGCUCUUCGACUGCGUCCUCUUAUUCGUCCGGCUGGAGAGCAUGAUGGAGGGCUACUCCGACUCGGACGAGUUCAGCGUGCCGGAGCGGGGGGGUGCCGGCGCGCUGAUGAGCGGCGGCGCGAGCGCGUUCCUGGGCGAGAAGACCUGCAGCACCAUGUGCUCCAACGGCGAGCUGAGCUUCUCGUCGCAGGACUCGAUCGUGCCCGCGCAGUCGCCGCGGCCGCCGCUCAGCAGGGGGAUGACGGACAGCGGCCUGCUGACGACGAGGUUGUCGGCGGGGCAGGCGAGCACGGUGGGCGACGAGCUUGAGUUCCUGAACCGGUGUAAGGACGCCGGCGUGGUGCACAUUCUGGGGAACACCAUCGUGCGCGCGCGGCGGGACUCCGGGAUCGUGAAGAAGCUCGCCGUCGACUACAUGUACGCCUUCAUGAGGAGGAUGUGCAGGGAGAACAGCGUGCUCUUCAACGUGCCCCAUGAGAGCCUGCUCAAUGUCGGUCAGAUUUACUACAUCUGAGAGAUUAACUUCUUCUUCCCUUCCGUGUUCGAAUCUUGUUCUUGGUUCCUGGAUAUGUACAUUCUCUUGUACAGAAUAAGACAAUGGAUUAGAAAACAAUUUCCCCACUUCUCUUCCUGUUCA
Molecule: messenger RNA, 3344 nt
Organism: Setaria italica (foxtail millet)
Lineage: Eukaryota; Viridiplantae; Streptophyta; Magnoliopsida; Poales; Poaceae
Product: probable potassium transporter 11
Exons: 9
Coding region: 807-3221 (804 amino acids)
Biological process (GO): potassium ion transmembrane transport
Cellular component (GO): membrane
Molecular function (GO): potassium ion transmembrane transporter activity
Source: RefSeq, a predicted model, not a curated record